Ceutorhynchus assimilis (cabbage seed weevil) is the source of this 581-nucleotide messenger RNA. The record is from the annotation of a GenBank genome assembly. Lineage: Eukaryota; Metazoa; Arthropoda; Insecta; Coleoptera; Curculionidae.
GUUCUAAGUGUAGUCUGAUAAAGACAACGUUUUGAGUUAAACAAUCAUGGCUUUCAAAUUCGUCGCUUUCGCCACACUCCUAUCCUACGCUAGCGCAGGAGUAAUUCCAGCAGCUCCAGUAGCCUAUGCAGCUGCUCCAACUGCGCAUCUAGCCUACGCAGCUCCCAUAGCCAAAGCCGUAGUUCGUCAAGCCGAAGAAUACGACCCCAAUCCACAAUACAGCUACGGAUACGAUAUCCAAGACGCACUUACUGGAGACGUCAAGAGCCAGAGCGAAAGCAGAAACGGAGAUGUUGUACAAGGCAGCUAUUCUGUUGUUGACCCAGAUGGUAUCAAGAGAACCGUAGAAUACACUGCUGACCCUAUCCAUGGAUUCAACGCAGUAGUCCACCGUGAACCUUUAGCUGUCAAAGCUGUUGCCGCCCCAGCUUAUGCUAAAGUGGCUGCACCAGUCGCUUACAAUGCCUACCACGCGCCUGCUGCCUACGCUCACCCAGUAGCCUACGCUGCUGGUCCAUCUGUAGCUAAAGUGGCCUAUGGUUCUCCUGCAAUCGCUUACCACCACUAGAUAGAUGUACGAG